UUACCUUAUUUAAGUCCCAGCCCGGUUCUCUAAAAACUCGAACUCCCUUCUCUCUCUCUCUCUCUCUCGCUCCAUCUCUCUCGCCGUUUUCUGGAUCUCAGGGUUUUGCUUAGGUUUUAGCCACGGCUCUCCAUAAUUCAACUGUACAUAUUCCACUCAACUACUUCUCUACCCUCCGUUGCUGCGAUCUACGGCUCCCUUCGUCUUCAAUUGGAAACUUCAUCGUAUUUUUCUCUUCCGGAUUAAUUCCUCUACAUCUCCUUGUUCAUUGAAUCUCAAAUGUAUUCCGACACCAUUGCAGUUAAUGAGUGGUGCUGUUGGUUGUUAUCCUUGCGGGCGGCAGAUAAAGUGAUAUGAAUAUUUGAAUAUGAACGAUGGAGGUGGGGCGAGUGGAAAAGUGCAUGAACGACCGAAAACGAGAAAGAAUUUGGGUAGUGAAGACUUCCCUCGGGCGCUUGCCAGGAUUGCUGUAACCCAAAUAUGUGAGAGUGAGGGGUUCCAAAAUUUUCAGCAGUCUGGCCUCGAAACGCUAGCUGACAUUACAGUUCGGUAUAUUCAAAACUUAGGAAAGACUGCAAAUUUCUGUGCUAAUUUUUCUGGCAGAACAGAGUGUAAUGUAUUUGAUAUAAUUCAAGCUCUGGAAGAUUUGGGGUCUGUCCAAGGAUAUGCAGGUGCUUCGUAUGUUGAACACUGCCUCGCAAGUUCCAGCGCAGUCAAAGAGAUUGCUCGUUAUGUUGCUCAAGCAGAAGAAAUCCCAUUUGCAUACUCAGUUCCCAAAUUUCCGGUUGUCAAAGAGCGAAAGCUGAGACCUACUUUUUCGCAAAUUGGGGAAGAACCUCCUGGAGAGCAUAUACCUUCUUGGUUGCCUGCAUUCCCUGAUCCCCACGCAUGCAUUCAGUCCCCCACUGUGAAGGAGAAAGUAGUAGAGCCUCAAACAAUUAAAACUGAGCCAGAAAAACAAUGUAAAAGUACCGAACAACCCUUGUGGAAUCUACAGCAGUGGUUGUUUUGCAAUGGAUUGGAAGGAUCCCACAAAGAAGGCUCCAGAAAUGCAGCUAUGACCAAGCAAAUACAAGAAAGUAACCCAUUUCUUGCUCCUCCUCUGCAAUUUGGUGAGAAGGAAGUUUCUUCUGUCGUUCUUCCAGAUAAGAUCUUGAACAAUUCGAGUACAGGUUACCCUGUCAGGGAAAACUGUCUUGUGGAUGCCCAUGUCUCAGUGCUGGAGACUUUUGCUCCUGCUAUUGAAUCAAUAAAGAACAAUUUAUACGAUUCUGAGGAAAAUUUCUCUCUGAACAGGAGAUCCACUGUACAGUUUAAGAUUGGGGCUGGAAAGAAGCCUGUAGGUAGCACGAUAGAAUUGAGGGCGCUAAACAAUGGUUUGAAGAAGUCUUCGUCUUUGUUUCUAGUGGAGGAUGAGAAGGAUGACAAGAAAAGGAAAGCUGAGAAUAUUCUGAAGGAUUCGAUGGAGAACUCCAAGGAGCUACCUCAGUUGUAAUUAGGUUGCUUUGUUAAAAUUUGUACACGGAAUUUAGGAGACUGGCAGCAGUUUUUCCAGGUUGUGAAAAUUACUGACAUUGUAUUGUCUGGAUAUUAGCAUUAUAGAAUGAAAGAUUCAAAUUUGUGGAAAGAGAGAUUCCAGUUUAGUGAAUUUUUGAGGUAUGCUCGUGUUUAUUCUGAA
Messenger RNA from Momordica charantia (bitter melon), 1678 nucleotides. Its product is annotated as transcription initiation factor TFIID subunit 8. Gene Ontology annotation, cellular component: transcription factor TFIID complex. Gene Ontology annotation, molecular function: protein heterodimerization activity. Lineage: Eukaryota; Viridiplantae; Streptophyta; Magnoliopsida; Cucurbitales; Cucurbitaceae. The record is from RefSeq and is a predicted model, not a curated record.